GACUCCAGGAUGAGCUCGGCACCCCCCAGAGGGCCCCCCCUGAGCCGCGUGGCCGUCACGGGGGGCACCCAUGGGAACGAGCUCUCGGGCGUCUGCCUGGUGAAGCACUGGCUGCGGGACCCUUCUGGGCUGCAGAGGAGGACCUUCGCCGCCACCCCCGUCCUGGCCAACCCCGAAGCCGCAGAGCGCUGCGUCCGCUACAUAAACCAGGACCUGAACCGGAGCUUCACCGCGGCCGUCCUCACCUCCGAGGCCCCCCCGGACGGCCCCUACGAGGUGCGGCGGGCCCAGGCCAUCGACCAGCUGCUCGGCCCGAAGGGCUCGGCCCGGGCCUUCGACUUCAUCUUUGACCUCCACAACACCACCUCCAACAUGGCGGCCUGCCUGAUCGCCAGCUCCGAGGAGAACGUCUUCGCCAUGCACGUGUGCGGCUACCUGCAGAAACACAGUCGGGUCCCGUGUCGGGUCUAUCUCCACGGAGGCGACAUCUUUGUCUCGUCCGUGUCCAAGAAUGGCCUCGGCCUGGAAGUGGGGCCCCAGCCACAUGGGGUGCUUCGAGCUGAUAUCACAUCUCAGAUGAGAUCCCUGCUGGCUCAUGGUCUGGACUUCAUUGACCUCUUCAACCAGGGUACCUCCUUCCCUGCUUUUGACAUUGUGGCUUAUAAGACCGCGGGGUCCGUGGAUUUUCCUCGGGCUCCUGGUGGGGAAUUGCUGGGCUUUGUCCAUCCCAAGCUCCAGGAUAAAGAUUUCCUUCCUCUGAAGCCAGGAGACCCCAUUUUCCAGCUCUUCAGUGGGGAGGAGAUCUUCUAUGAAGGGGACGCCACUGUCUACCCAAUCUUCAUCAACGAGGCUGCCUACUAUGAGAAGGGAACAGCCUUCAUCAAGAUGGAGAAGCACACGUUCUCCAUCCCGGCUUUGGAGGCCCCAGGGCCGUCCUGAAGCUGGGCACCAGGCUGAUUUCUCCGGGGACAGAGAAGAGGAAGCGGCCCCUCGGGGGAAACAGCGACCCACAUCUCGGAGGAGCUGCCAACUGGCCCAGCCAUUCUGGAAAGCAAGUCAGAAGGGAGCCCCCAGAGUUAGUAAAUGAUGCACGCAGAGCCUUUGACUCGACUCGUGGAAGAGAUAAUACAGUCCCCUAAAGUAGGUGCGAUGGAUGCCGGCAGUGUGGCGCAAUGAAAGGAGUCGCAAGAUCUGA
Molecule: messenger RNA, 1195 nt
Organism: Gracilinanus agilis (Agile Gracile Mouse Opossum)
Lineage: Eukaryota; Metazoa; Chordata; Mammalia; Didelphimorphia; Didelphidae
Gene: ACY3
Product: aminoacylase 3
Exons: 6
Coding region: 10-939 (309 amino acids)
Molecular function (GO): aminoacylase activity; hydrolase activity, acting on ester bonds
Source: RefSeq, a predicted model, not a curated record